CCAGUCUACACCUAGAUUCUGAAUACACCAGCCUUGGACUGGACUGAUGGGGCUCAGGCUCGCCCAGGACUUUCGGAAGAAGCGAAAGCUUAGAAGACCACAGUGGGCACAGGAAUUGCAGCUGCUGAAUGCUUCUCCCUGUGGCUGCGGACCUGGAGCCUUUAUAAAGUGAGCGAGCACACCGUCCUGUCCAGUCUCAGCUGGGAAGCCAGCCAGCCAUGAGGGUCUACUACCUUCUCUUUGAGUUCCUCUUCUUGUUCUUGCUGCCUGUUCCAGGCAAUAGUGGAAUCAUAAGCGGGUUUCAAAAGUAUUAUUGCAAAAGAAGAAGCGGCCGGUGUGCUCUGACUGGCUACCUUCCAAAGGAGGAACAGAUAGGCCGCUGUGCCCUGAGUGGCCAAAAAUGCUGCCAGAAAAAGAAAUGA
This is a messenger RNA of Cervus elaphus (red deer), 422 nucleotides long. Its product is annotated as beta-defensin 103A-like. The coding region runs from base 219 to 422 and encodes 67 amino acids. Gene Ontology annotation, cellular component: extracellular region. The record is from RefSeq and is a predicted model, not a curated record. Lineage: Eukaryota; Metazoa; Chordata; Mammalia; Artiodactyla; Cervidae. The transcript has 3 exons. Gene Ontology annotation, biological process: defense response to bacterium; cell chemotaxis. Gene Ontology annotation, molecular function: chemoattractant activity; CCR6 chemokine receptor binding.